Messenger RNA from Periconia digitata, 3451 nucleotides. The record is from the annotation of a GenBank genome assembly. NCBI's taxonomy places the organism in Eukaryota, Fungi, Ascomycota, Dothideomycetes, Pleosporales, Periconiaceae.
GAUGCGUCUACUCAAGUACAAUAGCGAUUCCGAACCCAUUCUAGUCGAGUACUCGAAUGAUGAAAAUGUGCCCCCGUACGCUAUUCUUUCCCAUACCUGGCAGGAGGGUCAAGAGGUGACGUUCGGGGAGUUGAUGAGUGGCAACGGGAAAGACAAGGCUGGCUACAGCAAAAUACUAUUUUGCAUACAACAAACUCAGCGUGAUGGCCUAGAUUAUUGCUGGGUAGAUACAUGCUGUAUCGACAAAUCCAGCAGCGCUGAGCUUACAGAAGCGAUUAACUCUAUGUUUCGCUGGUAUCAGAAAGCUCAAAGAUGCUACGUGUAUCUGAGCGAUGUUCCGGGUGUAAACACAGCCGGGAAUGUCAGCCAUGUUCAAGAGUUGGAUUCGCAGAAAGAUGAUGGAAUUUCGCAAAGCUGGGAGUCAGAGUUCAGACGGAGCAGAUGGUUUACUCGGGGAUGGACACUUCAAGAACUCAUCGCCCCAGAAUCAGUCGAGUUCUUCAAUCAGGAAUCGAAAUGGCUAGGCGACAAAAAGUCGCUCGAGCUCGUGAUCCACAGCGUUACCGGAAUACCCAUAGAAGCUCUCAGGGGAAGCCCCUUGCGCGAUUUUAGUGAGCAAGAUCGAUUCUCUUGGGCAGCAACACGUCAAACCACACGCCAGGAGGAUUGGGUAUAUUCUCUAUUAGGCAUUUUCGACAUACAAAUGCCGCUCUUAUAUGGCGAAGGGAGUGAAAAGGCGAUGAGACGACUACGGAAGGAGAUCAGGGAGGCAGUGAUGGAUCUACCUUCCGUUUUGACCCACAAUCUUCACUCCCGUGACCGGCACACCGAUGAUGAAUUAGAAAGAAUACGCAGGUGGCUGUCUGCACCAGAUCCUUCUUCUAAUUACCAACGGGCGCUCAAGCAACGUCAAGAAUCCACUGGGCUCUGGUUUCUCGAGAAUGAUCAGUAUGUCGAGUGGAAGACAACUGCUGCAUCAUUCGUGUGGCUACAUGGCAUCCCAGGGUGCGGAAAGACUGUCCUCCUCUCGACUGUACUUGAAAACGUGCUGAAUUAUUGCGGCAACGACACUGAAUAUGUGGUUGUAUACUUCUUCUUUGACUUCAAAGAUGUACAGAAACAAAACACGAAACUCAUGGUACAGUCUCUGAUCUGGCAGCUUUUGCAGCGGUGUACUGAAACCCCAACGAGCAUCACGACGUUUUUCUCGUCUUUCGAAAUUGGAAAGCAAGAACUUCCGUUAGGUGCGCUCCUGGAAGUGUUACAUAAGAUAAUACAGGAGUUUCCACGCAUCUAUAUAGUUCUUGAUGCCCUUGAUGAGUGCUCAGACCGGGUUGAGUUGUUGGGUGUGCUCGACGAUAUAUCCACUUGGCAGCUCAAAAACCUACACAUCCUCCUUACCAGUCGCCGAGAGCGAGACAUCGAAGCGGUUUUGAACACAUUCGUCGAUCAGCAAAACAUAGUAUGCCUACAGAGUGAGUUAGUAGACAAAGAUAUCGAAAGAUAUGUGCAGCAACGACUGCUCGAUGAUACCCAAUUGGUUAAAUGGGCGAAAGACGUUACUCUUAGGCAUGAGAUUGAGUUGACUAUUAUGAGGGGAGCACAGGGAAUGUUUCGCUGGGCCGUCUGCCAGCUAGACGCAUUGCAGAACUGUCGCACUCGGGCAGCACUGCGAAGAACGCUCGCAACACUUCCUUUGACGCUGGAUAAAACUUAUGAUCGCAUUCUUUCGUCUAUCAGUGAAGAUGAUGCUCCGUAUGCUGUUUCUAUUCUACGGUGGCUAGCAUUUUCGCGUCGGCCACUGUCGCUAGGCGAGGUUUCUGAGAUAGUAGCCAUUACUUUGGAAGAUGAAGCCAGAUUCGAUCGCGACGAAAUUCUGGAAGACCCAUUUGAUGUUCUCAACAUCUGCUCCAGUCUUGUGACUCUAUAUCCUACCAAUACUAGUGGAGAACAUGAAACAAUGGAUCCCACACGGCAAGUAGUUACGCUUGCGCACUACUCUGUCAAAGAGUACCUUCUUUCGGAAAGAAUCACAAAAGGCUCUGCUACACGGUAUAGUAUGCAAGAAACCGCAUGCCAUGAUUUGAUAGCGAGGAGCUGUGUUGUAUAUCUUCUUCAGUUCCGUACCGCUGACAUUCUUAGCCAAGACGAUUCGACAGAGUUCAAAUUGGCCGACUACUCAGCCCAGUUUUGGAAGAUUCAUGCUUGGGCGACUCGACAAGAGACAGAGGGAUACGUCCAGGAAGUAUUGGAUUUAAUUUCAGAAAGUGAGAGUAUUUACGCAAACUCCGUUCGGGUAUAUGAUCCAUAUGGUCCACGGGCGCACGGAGUUUUUCGCGAGAUGAUCACCAUGCCAUUACACUUCGCUAGCAAAGAGGGGUUGACAAAGAUAGUCGAGAAACUGAUCGAGAAAGGCGCCGACGUGAACUCUCAGGCAGAACACUUUGAUGAUAGUACUGCGAUUCAGUUGGCUGCACUAUUGGGCCAUGAAGAUAUUGUCAAGCUACUGCUUAAGAAUGGUGCUAAUGUUAAUGCAAAAGGAGGUACUCUGGGCAAUGCACUCCAGGCAGCAGUGUUUGGAAAUGAGCCAACACUUGUAGAGCUGUUGAUACAAGCAGAGGCUGAAGUUAGUAACGCACUCGUGACGGCUGUAUACGAAGACAACGAGGAAAUGACAAAGCUGCUGCUCAAGUAUGGCGCCGAUGCCAAUUUCCAGGGGGGAUGCUUCGGGAACGUGCUCUGGACGGCCAUUGUUAAUUCCUCUGUACAUCUCGUUCGACUACUUCUUGAUCAUGGUGCUGAUCCUGCGUUCAAGGAUAAGCAUGGAUGGACAACAUCUAUGGUCGCGUUCGAAACGGGCAGCAAAGAGAUACGUGACAUAUUUGGGGUCCACGAUUAUGAUUCGCUGUCUGGUCGGGACCGAUGUUUAGUCCCGAGCUCGCUCACGGUACCAAAAGACUCUGAAGUUGACAUUACAGGCAAUUCAUAUGCCAUAUCUAAAGAUGGAAAUGUACUUCUACCCGUAGUACAGAUGGUAUCAGACCAUCCAUUCUCUAUAAAUCAACGGGUGAUGUAUUUCGAAGCCACUAUCCAUGCUCUAGGAACGGGAAAUGCGUUCGGGAUAGGAAUAUCAGAUCGUGAUCUGUAUAAAACACACAUGGUGGGAUGGGGCAGAGGAACUUAUGGAUACCAUAGCGAUACUGGCGAUUUAUACUGUGAAUCGGGAGAAGGGACACGGUUUGGUGCCACUUUUGGAGUUGGUGAUGUAGUAGGUUGCGGAUCUGACAAGGACAAGGACGAAUUCUUCUUUACGAAGAAUGGGGAACGCGUCGGUUCAAUUUCCGAAGGGAGGUCGCUUCAUGGGAGACGUUUUGCGGUGGUCAGCUUGAUGAGGGGGACUUUUCAUUUUUCUGUUAAUUUCGGCCCAGGCGGGUUUGCAUAUCCUUUGUGA